AUGGGAUUGGAGAAGUUGGCACAGUCAGCACACAGUUCGCCUGCCAGGCAAAGGAGGAAUCGAUGGCGAGCCACGUUGCACCGCUUGAAGACGCUCGUAGCCCGAACAAUACGCGAGCCCGUGGGUGAAGAUGUGACUUCGAAGCCGGAGCAGACGCGCGACAUUCCGACCGUGACGAAUCGUGGUUGUGCAGCCCAAAGUUUUCUGCAGGCUUUGGAGUCGCUGGUUGCAUCUUCGCGCCUCAAUGUGGCUUCUUAUAUCAGGGAGUGGCAAAACGCACUGCCCAAAGCUCCUGGGACUCGGCUGCGGGCGCUUUUUCCUGUCCCCCCUGUGCGUGAGUGGCCGGACGAGGUACAUCAUUCUUUCGAGGACGUCGGAGUGGUGUUGAAAGUUUCCAACUUCUGCUUGGGUGCGCUGAACUGCUUGCAGACCGGCAUGAAAGCUUGUUUGGGGCAUGCUGCAAUGAACAAGUCGCCGUCCGCAGCUCAAAAGGCCACACAGACCCACGUCUGCAGGAUGACCGCUUGUUUGCUGCAGCGUUUGAAGGAGGAACUUGGCCCUUCGUUGCCUUGGCGAGGCUCCUUCGCAGCUUGUGAACCAGGUUCCUUUGCUUCCUACGAGCACAUCAGGGCACAAGCCGUCGAUCUUCCUGCAAAGGCUGCUACUUGCAACGCGUCCAAGCUGGUGGGAGAUGAGCUUCGUGCACAGAUACAGUUUGCGACUGAAGUUUUUCCUGCCGGCCCAAGCACGACGUUGGAGCAGGGCAUUCCUUUGAGCCAACGAGCCGAGUACAUAGCACUCACGGUCAGAGAGCUGCGCUGCGGGAAGUUGAAGCUUCGCCAAGAGAUUGCUGGCAUUGGGGGCGUUUUCGCUGCUGCAAAAUCCGGUGGUCGACAGCGCAAAAUAUGGAACGGCGCAGGCUUGUCACAAGUUGCAGCUCGGCCGCCCAGACCCAGACGUCUGGCGAGCCCUGCAUCUUUCCUCGACAUGGAGGUGGAACCAGGACAGCGAAUAUAUUUUUCCAAGAGAGACGCCUCCACGUACUUUGACAUCCUCCAGGUCCCGGAAGCUUUGCAGCCUUACUUCGGUCAACCACCCGUGACUGUGAAGGAACUUGUACUUGGUGGCAUGAGCAUCGACGAGGUUUGGGAAGCUUGUCAAGACGUGCAGCGUGACGAUUUCUGCGGGGAUUGUUGCGUGUACCCUGUUUAUGCAGUCUGGCCCAUGGGUUUUUCGUGGUCUUCAGCAGUGGCGCAAGACACUACUUUGGCAGUUUGCAAGGCCGCAGGUAUCCCUGAGGAACAGAUUCUCAGCGUGGAUCAUGACACGCCGAGCUGCCAUGAUGAAGUUUGUUUAGUGGCUACAGAUGAUACUGUUUUGGUUCACAAGAAUCCUGAGCAGGGCGCCAAGCGGUUGGAAAACUUGGACAAGGCCUUCGAGGAACACUGCGUCCCGAGGAAUCCAGCCAAGGACGUCUCGCUAGCUGAAAAGCUACCAGCUUUGGGUUGUGACCUCAGUAACAGCCCAGCCGCUGCUCAGCCGAGCCGCAGCAAGCUUUGCGCAUGUAUUUGCCGCACACUGGACCUGCUCACCGAAGAGAUAGCCAGUCCGGUGGGUCUCAACUCAAGUUUGGGUGUGUGGGAAUGGUUUGCACUGCUGCAGCGAGGCUUUUUCUCCAUAUACGAUGCCGUGUACGCUUUCGUGAGGCGGGAGCCGCCCACCGAAAAGAUCAACGUGCCACCAGCAGUCCUCAACGAGAUGCUUGUCACGUUGCUUCUGGCGCCACUUUUGACCACUCAGCUCGACAGACAACCGCUGCCGCAGCUGGUCGCUGCUGAUGCAGCGCCGGAGUUCGGCUUUGGAGUGGCCGUUUGUGGGUGCACCCAGGCCGAAGCUGCCACUGUUUGCCGCCUAGCAGAGCGACGUGGUGACUAUGUGCGUCUCACUGCAGAAGAAGGCGAUGAUGCCUAUGUUUCUCGGCUUGGCAAGCCACGACAGCUUCGGUACACACAGCGAAAUUUCAAGACUGUCAUCUCUGAACAGGCCCGGUGGAUGGCACAUUCAGGAGUGCUGGAAGCCCAUGCUUUCCUGCUUGCACUCAAAUGGAUCUGCAGGCAUGCCAAAAAGCAUGGGCACAAGGUGCCUUUCUUGAUCGAUGCCAAGGUGGUGGUGGGAGCGAUAACCAAGGGCAGAAGCUCUGCGCGCUCAUUGCGCACCUGCUUGCGGUCAGCAGCCGCGCACGUCAUGGCAGCUAACCUCCUGCCCAGAUUGAUCUACAUUCCUAGUGAGUCAAAUCCUGCUGACCGUCCGAGCCGUGGAAGACGACAGCGACCACCUGCGAAUCGGCCAGUACGCAGCAGCAUUGGCAAGCAGAAGUUCCGAAUGUAG
This is a messenger RNA of Symbiodinium sp. CCMP2592, 2388 nucleotides long. NCBI's taxonomy places the organism in Eukaryota, Dinophyceae, Suessiales, Symbiodiniaceae. The record is from the annotation of a GenBank genome assembly.